Molecule: messenger RNA, 1224 nt
Organism: Acomys russatus (golden spiny mouse)
Lineage: Eukaryota; Metazoa; Chordata; Mammalia; Rodentia; Muridae
Gene: Tm4sf1
Product: transmembrane 4 L six family member 1
Exons: 5
Coding region: 294-911 (205 amino acids)
Cellular component (GO): membrane
Source: RefSeq, a predicted model, not a curated record
GGCUGUUUCUCACAUCCUACUCUUAGUUUCAUUGUCCCAAGGAUUUCAUUUGAAGGGCGGAGCAUUCCUUCACAUCCCUCCACCCUAACCGGAGACAGAAAUCUGGACCAAUGAAAGCAUAGUACUUCAUUUACUGGCACCAAGAACGGGCACUAUUUAAGUGGAAGCAGGAAUGGACUGUGAGCUGCGUCUGCCUUCUCCACAAACUGACGAAGAACUAUCCUCUGAUCUGGGCCAUCACCGAGCGGAAGAGACGCAAGGGAGGAAAAAAUUGCAAGGCUCUUGCUGCCACUAUGGGCUAUGUAAAGUGUGCAAGAGGCAUCGGACACUCUCUGGUGUGGCUUUCUGUCUUCUGCAUCAUAGCUAACAUUUUACUCUACUUUCCAAAUGGGGAAACAAAGUAUGCUCUUGAAGACCACCUUAGCCGCUUUGUGUGGUACUUUGCCGGCAUUGUAGGUGGAGGCCUGCUGAUGCUCCUGCCAGCACUUGUGUUCAUCGGCCAGGAGGAAGAUGACUGCUGUGGCUGCUGCGGCUGCUGCGGCUACGAAAGCUACGGCAAGAGAUGUUCAAUGCUUUCUUCUGUCAUGGCUGCUCUCAUUGGAAUUGCAGGAUCUGGCUACUGUGUCAUUGUGGCAGCACUGGGUUUGGCAGAAGGACCAAAGUGUAGCGAUUCCCACGGUGUGUGGAACUACACCUUUGCCAACACCGAUGGACAGUACCUUCUGGAUUCCUCUACAUGGUCCAAGUGCUAUGAGCCCAAGCAUAUUGUGGAGUGGAAUGUGACUCUAUUUUUUAUCCUUUUGGCUCUCGGUGGAAUUGAAUUCAUCUUGUGUCUCAUUCAAGUAAUAAAUGGAGUGCUUGGAGGCAUAUGUAGCUAUUGCUACUCUCACCAACAGCAAUAUGACUGCUAAAAGAACACAAGACAGAACCACAGGAUACCUUUCUGUCACUGUAAUUUGUAUAUUUUACUUGUGUUGUGAAGCUUUGUGCUGUUGUAUCAUAUCCCACACAUUCUGCUUUUAUAAUGAAAUGUGCUGACAUCUUCCCACGAUGUCAGGGUUUAUAUUUAUAAAGCAAACUUUAUUUUAAAGAACAAGGCACCAAACCACACUCAUUCCGAGGUAUUUUACAGACUGAAUAACUGUUCUCAGCAAAGCUGAGAGAUUAAACUCUUCAAUGUUUAAGAUAAAAAUCACAUCUAACCAUUGUGUAUAUGUGUAUUUG